Messenger RNA from Alnus glutinosa, 2530 nucleotides. RefSeq names its product cation/H(+) antiporter 15-like. Gene Ontology annotation, biological process: regulation of pH; proton transmembrane transport. The transcript is spliced from 4 exons. The record is from RefSeq and is a predicted model, not a curated record. The coding region runs from base 1 to 2439 and encodes 812 amino acids. Gene Ontology annotation, cellular component: membrane; endomembrane system. Lineage: Eukaryota; Viridiplantae; Streptophyta; Magnoliopsida; Fagales; Betulaceae. Gene Ontology annotation, molecular function: antiporter activity.
AUGUCGGUCCAAGAAAUGGUCCUGCAGAUGGGGAACAAGACUCUGAUAUGUAACGAUCCCCGGCGCAUACCAAACAAGAGUCUCUGGUUACAUGGGAACCCUUUGGCAUCCCCUACACCCCUUCUGUUGCUGCAGCUCUCUGCGAUUUCCUUAGCCUCCCAGCUAAUCGAUCUCUGCCUAAAGCCUCUCGGGCAGUCAAGUAUUGUAUCACAGAUUUUUGCUGGUAUGGUAUUUGGCCCAUCCCUUCUGGGGCAUAAAACGUUAAUGUCAGCAAAAUUGUUCCCGGCAAGAGGCAGCAUGGUGAUUGAAACAGUGGCUACAUACGGCCUCAUGUUCUUCCUGUUUUUAAUGGGAGUUCGGUCGGACCCCAGCAUGAUGAUGCGCGCAGGACGACCGGCCUUCAUCAUUGGAUUUUCAGUAUUCUUCUUCACAUUUGUACUCUGCGGUUUACUAUCCUUCGUUUUAGUGAAAUUCCUACCUUUGGAAACCUGCCUGGUAAACUCGAUCUUCUUCAUUGCCGGAGCACAGACUUUAACAGGAUUUCCCGUCAUCGCUUGCCUUCUACGCGAGCUCAAGAUGCUAAACACUGACAUCGGCUGUCUAGCUCUCUCUGCAUCAAUGUUUUGCGAUAUUCUUGGUAUUUCCAUGACAGCGAUUACUUUGGCCGUAAUGGAUCCUAAGAGCAGAGGUACACUAACACCGUUGUGGGCAAUUUUAUCAGCGGUUGCACUUGUGGCUGCCAUUGUAUUUGUCGUCCGGCCGGCAAUACUAUGGACGCAAAGCCGUGCACCAAAAGGGAAACCCAUGAACGAGAUGUUCAUUAUCAGCAUCUUUGUUUUGGUUCCCUUGAUGGGGUUUAUGAGCGAGACCAUCGGCCAGCAUUAUGUUUUUGGGCCAUUAGUCCUGGGUUUGGCUAUGCCGGACGGGCCGCCGCUCGGAGUAGCUAUGAUAUCAAAACUGGAUACUUUUGCGUCGGGGUUGUUCUACCCGACCUACCUCGCCAUUAGCGGGCUGCGAACGAACAUCUUCAAGAUUCAUUUCCAGGCCCUAGGGGUGGUGGGCCUUGUUGUUCUCUUCUCUUGCGUGGUCAAGAUUGGCGCAGUUAUGGUUCCAGCCGUCUACAGUGAUGUGCCUGUACGGGAAGCUUUCGUGCUUGGGCUUAUUAUUAACGCCAGAGGCAUCGUCGAGCUUAUGAUUUUCAACUUGUGGAAGGACACCUUGGUUCUGACAGAUGAAGGAUUUUCUCUGUCAGUGAUCUCAGUGGUAAUGGUAACUGCAAUCAUAACGCCAUUGAUAAGAAUCCUCCACGAUCCUUCAAGGCAAUUCAUUGCAAUCAAGAGAAGUACCAUCCAACAUUCUAAGCGCGAGGCAGACCUCCGAAUCUUAGUCUGCAUCCACAAUCAAGACAAUGUUUCUACAAUCGUAAACCUCCUUGAAGUUUCCAGUGCUUCCGAAGAGAGCAAGAUCGCAGUAGUCGCACUUAUCCUCGUUGAGCUUGUGGGUAGCAACGCCCCGGUCCUAGUAGCCCAUCAAUCUCAUUCAGUCCUUCCAACAAGCACAUCCCCGACCAGCCGAAUUAUCAACGCCUUAAGACAGUACGAGAAUCAAAACGAAGGCUUCGUCACCGUCGAACCCUUCACUUCCAUCUCACCCUUCGAAACAAUGCACAAUGACAUUUGUCGGGUAACAGUGGACAAGAGAGCCACCAUCGUGAUUUUGCCAUUCCAUAAGCAGUGGGCCAUAGAUGGCUCCAUUGGGUCGGUGAACCGAGCAAUCCAGGCUAUGAACAUCAAGGUCCUCGAAUCUGCGCCGUGCUCCGUCGGAAUUCUCAUCGAUCGGGGCAUCCUAAGCGGUUCGACAUCGCUUCUAACCGGUCGUCCGUCAUACCAUGUUGCUGUAAUCUACAUUGGUGGUGCGGAUGACGCAGAAUCACUAGCCUAUGGUGCUCGCAUGGCUAGUGACGAAAGCGUUGAUCUAACAGUCGUCCAGUUCCUCUUCUUUGGAGCCGAAAAUACUAAAGACAGGAAGCGUGACAGUGACUUGAUUGAUGAAUACCGGCAAGCUAAUGCAGGAAACGAACGAUUUGUGAUCGUAGAAGAGGUGGUAAGAGACGGGCCAGAUCUUGCUUCAUCUAUAAAAGAGAUGGUAGAUUGCUUUGAUUUGAUACUAGUAGGGAUGCACCACCCGGCAUCCUCUCUACUCACAGGACUUGGUGUGUGGAGUGAGUGCCCGGAGAUCGGAGUCAUCGGCGAUAUGCUUGCUUCGCCAGAUAUUGGGAGCACAGCAUCGGCGUUGGUGGUACAACAACAAAGACUAGGAGGGAAGUUAAUAAGUCGUGGCAUGCAGCCUGUGGUCGGCGAUAGAGACCAACUCGUUCACGAUGUCCCUUAUGAUGAACCGGCAAGAGGAUCGUGGUCUAUUUCAAUGGGAAGGAGCUAGCUAACAGUUGAGGUUUAAAGCCCAGGAAUGCGAGCUCUCUAUAUACCUAGAUUUUCCCUAGCUGUAAAUUAAUGAUGUUUUGGAGAGUUGU